GAUGUUGUCCAUCUCUAUCGGAAGCAGAGGACAGCACAUUUACGAGAGAAUCACGAUUUAAAUUGUGUUGGCGAAAAUCCAAGGCGGAUACCAGUUGACGCAAAACGCAAUUUUCAGGCCAAAUCCAACGGCGACAACGCAUACACAUACCCACUCAGACACAAACGCGUGUCGAUACACACCAACACUAGCAACAGAAGUUAAAAGUCGUUGUAGCCAUCAUGCCACGAGGUAAGUAUGUUAACCACAAAGGCCGCAGCCGUCACUUCACAUCGCCCGAGGAGUUGCAGCAGGAAUCGGAGGAGGAGAGCGAACAAAGCAGCAGUGGCAGCGAGAACGAGAGCGGUGAGGAGAAGGCGGCCGGCGGAGCCUCCUCUUCGGCAAAGCCGAAGCAACAACAGUCAGCUCGCAAACCCGCAAGACCGGCACAAAAGUCGCGAAAUGCCGCAGGCAGCUCGUCCGAGGAAGACUCUGAGGAGGAUUCUGAAGAUGAUUCAGAGGCAGAAGCGCGUGGCGCCAAAAAGGGUGUAGCUUCACUCAUCGAGAUUGAGAAUCCUAAUCGUGUUACAAAAAAGGCCACACAAAAAAUCUCGCAACUCAAAAUUGAUGAGAAUGCACCGACUACCUCCACCAAGCCGGAGCUCUCACGUCGUGAGCGCGAACAAAUCGAGAAACAGAAGGCGCGACAGCGCUACGAGAAGCUACAUGCAGCGGGCAAGACAACCGAAGCCAAGGCGGAUUUAGCGCGUUUGGCACUCAUUCGGCAACAGCGUCAGGAGGCGGCAGCCAAACGUGAGGCGGAAAAAAAAGCAGCUGCUGAUGCCAAGAAGCCGGCGGCCAAGUAGUUACAAGCAUAUUUUGAUGAUGGAGUGCAGGGCUAAUGGCAAUUAGUUAGUUACAAAAACAAAAAUGAAGUAAACUGAAAUAAUUGUUGAGUAAAUGAUCAGUUUAAAUAGGGCAGCAAAAUCCCUUCCAAUGGGCUAUAUUGUAAACCUAUCGUAAACGUAAGCGAAUCACAAUUGUAAGUAAUGUCUAAAGCUCUUUAACUAUCAUUACAAUCCCAGUCCAGCUUCCCCAAAGUGAAUUCAGAUUUGUUUGUGAAAAGGCCUAAACGUGUUUAAUAUUUCAAGAAUUUUUUCUAACGAAGUUGGACUAUGCUGCCUGUGUUCUUUUGUUUAAAAUGUAUGCUUUCAAAUUUAAAAAGUUUAUUCAGGCAAAAAUUUGUAUACUGGCUUAAUACAUAUUUAUUUGGUUAAUUUUGAAGUCUAUUUAAGAAGUUAAUUCCUUAGUAGCUUUUUUAAAAUCCUAAUCUUUUGUAACUGAAAAUUAUAAUAAAUAAAUAUGCAUAUAUGUAUUUAUA
Messenger RNA from Scaptodrosophila lebanonensis, 1360 nucleotides. RefSeq names its product 28 kDa heat- and acid-stable phosphoprotein. Lineage: Eukaryota; Metazoa; Arthropoda; Insecta; Diptera; Drosophilidae. The transcript has 2 exons. The record is from RefSeq and is a predicted model, not a curated record. Bases 222 to 845 code for a protein of 207 amino acids. Gene Ontology annotation, cellular component: cytosol. Gene Ontology annotation, molecular function: RNA binding.